AUGGAACCGCUCUCUGGUGCAGCAAGCGUUAUUGCGGUUAUUCAAAUCACUGGAGCCAUCAGUCAGAUAUGUGGAAGUUACAUCAGCGAAGUGAAAGAAGCAAGGCAAGAUAUUCUCUGUCUGCAAAAGGAGAUUGAUGCCCUCUCCCAGACACUCGAAUUCCUUGAGAAGCUUCUUCACAACCAAAGCCCUACCAAGCCCGCCUCCCAAAAUUUAGUUGAUAAUGUCGCUAAAUGCUCUUCAACUCUCACAAGAUUAAGGGACAGAAUCGACCCAGAAGCAACGCAGACACAGAUGAGGAAAUGGGGCCUUCGAGCAUGGAAAUGGCCAAUGAAAAGUGAGGAGGCAAGAAAGGCUAUUCUAAGGCAAUCUACCAAUCUUCUUGAUCAAAAGAUAGACCUUGGCUGGUUACACGUCGCGAAAGGCGCAGCGUUUAAUGACUAUGAAAAUCAACAUACCGAAUGCCUCCCAGGAACUCGGGUGGAGCUACUUCGCGAGAUCUACCGCUGGGUCGAGGUUUCUGACGGAAAAUGCAUAUUCUGGUUAGAUGGUAUGGCCGGAACCGGAAAGUCCACUAUUGCCCGGACUGUUGCAAGCCGUCUGAAGGGACAGAGUCUCCUUGGGGCUAGCUUCUUCUUCAAAAGGGGCGAACUAGACCGAGGAGAUGCCAAACUACUCUUUUCGACACUCGCAAGACAAUUAGGAGGCACUGUACCUCAACUGGUGCCCAACAUCCAAAAGUCAAUUGAGGAUGAUCCAUAUAUUUCGGGGAGAGUGCUUAGGGAACAAUUUGAGAAGCUCAUACUGCAGCCACUUAUUGCUGUCAACCCCGGCCCAAAAUCAAUUAUACUGGUCGUGAUUGAUGCGCUAGAUGAAUGCGACCAAGAUGACGAUAUCCGAAAUAUUCUCCGGCUUCUACCACGUGUCCAGGAAUCACACUCAGUACAACUCCGAUUCCUUCUGACAAGCAGACCUGACCUACCGAUCAGGCUAGGGUUCCGAGGAAUUAAAGAUGAUUAUCAACAUCUGAAACUUCAUAAGAUCCCGAAUCCUGUGAUAGAACACGAUAUCAGAUUAUACUUUGAAACGGAAUUCUCACAGUUACAGGAAGAGCGCGAUCUUCCAACAGACUGGCCCGGGGAUAAGAUAAUUAAUACACUGGUCAAGAGAGCUACCCCAUUAUUUAUUUCAGCCACUACGCUUUUUCGAUUUAUCAGUGAUGACCGCUGGAGUGCUACAGAGCGCCUAAAUGUUGUCCUGGAGGACCGAAUCAAAUAUGUCACAAAAAUGGAGGGUACAUAUAUGCCCAUAUUAAAUCGUCUUCUCAUAAAUGAGGAUGAAGAGGAAUUCCAACAGCUGAUACAGGGAUUCAAGAACAUAAUCGGCAUUCUUAUUCUUCUCGCUACUCCCUUAUCAGUGAAUUCUCUUACUAAACUUCUGCAGCUGGAUACAGAUAAGGUCCAGACACAAUUCAAACUGUUCCACUCUGUGCUUGAUGUUCCUACCAGCUCAGAGGACCCAGUCCGGAUCUUACAUCUUUCAUUUCGGGAUUUUCUUCUUGAUAAGAAACAGGAAGGAAAGCCAUUCUGGGUGGAUGAGAGAGAGGUGCAUGCUAAACUCACUAUAAAAUGUCUCAAGCUCAUGCAAGAUAACCACUAUGGACUACGGAGGAAUAUCUGCAACCUGAAAGAUGAUACGACACAGCGGAGUGAUAUAGAUGAACAGACUCUGAGCCGUUCCCUGCCGCCAGAAUUACGUUAUGCGUGUCGAUAUUGGAUGCAUCACUUGCUACAGAGUCACAACCCAUCCAAUGAGCUAGUUCAGGCUCUCUCAUUUCUCGAGUCGCACUUUCUCUACUGGGUUGAAGUAAUAAGCCUUUUAGGUAUUAUGUCUGAGGUCGUUGAAAUGAUCCAGAGACUGCGGUCAACCAUACAGGCUGAUGAGUCUCCUACAAUAUCGAGUUUCCUAUAUGACGCUUGGCGGUUUCUUCUUCAAAAUCGGCAGAUAGCUGAUGUUGCACCCCUCCAGCUUUACUCAUCUGGAUUGAUGUUUACUCCCAAGAAUUCGGUAAUUAGGAGAACAUUUAAAAGUGAAUUAUCAAGAUGGGGUCAACUCCCCAAAACCCUCGAGGGCCAUUCCCAUUGGGUUAACUCACUGGUCUUCUCACCGGACAGUCAACUGCUGGCAUCUGGCUCUGGUGAUAAGACCGUCAAGCUCUGGGAUCCCCGUACCGGCGAGCUGCGCCAGACCCUCGAGGGCCAUUCUGAUUGGGUUAACUUAUUAGCCUUCUCACCGGACAGUCAACUGCUGGCGUCUAGCUCUCGUGAUAAGACUAUUAAGCUCUGGAGUCCUUAUACUGGCGAGCUACGCCAGACCCUUAAGGGUCAUUCUGAUUGGGUUAACUUACUAGCCUUCUCACCAGACAGUCAACUGCUGGCAUCUAGUUCUCGUGAUAAGACUAUUAAGCUCUGGAAUCCCUAUACUAGCAAGCUGUGCCAGACUCUCAAGAGUCAUUCUGAUUGGGUUAACUCACUAGCCUUCUCACCAGACAGUCAAGUACUAGUAUCUGGCUCUUAUGAUAAGACUAUCAAGCUCUGGAAUUCCUGUACCGGCGAGCUGCGCCAGACCCUUGAGGGCCAUUCUGAUUGGGUUAACUCACUAGCCUUCUCACCAGACAGUCAAGUGCUAGCAUCUGGCUCUCAUGAUAUGACUAUCAAGCUCUGGGAUCCCUGUACCGGCGAGCUACGCGAGACCCUCGAGGGCCAUUCUCAUUGGGUUAACUCACUGGCCUUCUCACCGGACAGUCAACUGCUGGCAUCUAGCUCCCGUGAUGAGACUAUCAAGCUCUGGAAUCCCCGUACCGGCGAGCUGCGCCAGACUCUUGAGGGUCAUUCUCAUUCAGUUAACUUACUAGCCUUCUCACCAGAAAGUCAACUGCUGGCAUCUGGCUCUCGUGAUGAGACCAUCAAGCUCUGGGAUCCCUGUACCGGCGAGCUGUGCCAGACCCUCGAGGACAGUCAACUACUAGCAUCUAGCUCUGGUGAUAAGACUAUCAAGCUCUGGGAUUCUAAUACUGGCAAGCUGUGUCAGACUCUUGAGGGCUGUUCUGAUUUAGUUAACCCACUAGCCUUCUCACCAGACAGUCAACUACUGGCAUCUGGCUCUCAUGAUAAGACUAUCAAGCUCUGGAAUCCCUGUACUGGCGAGUUAUGCCAGACCCUUGAGGGCCACUUCUAUCCACUUAAAUCACUGGCCUUCUCACCAGACAGUCAACUGCUGGCAUCUGGCUCUGAUGAUGAGACCGUCAAGCUCUGGGAUCCCCGUACCGGCGAGCUGCGCCAGACCCUCGAGGACCAUUCCCAUUGGCUUUGGAUCGGGACUGAAAUUGACGGAUUGUCUUUACUCGAGGAGCAGUGGAUCGCUUACAGAGGUAAAAUCAGAUUAUGGCUUCACCCUAACUAUCGCCCAAGGCACUUAGCGUUCAGAGCAGGCAUUAUUGCCCUUGCCCAUCCCUCUGGUAGAAUCUCUUUCAUCUCAGGGUUUAGUUAAUUGCU
Messenger RNA from Aspergillus candidus, 3554 nucleotides. Its product is annotated as NACHT and WD repeat domain-containing protein. Gene Ontology annotation, biological process: negative regulation of transcription by RNA polymerase II. NCBI's taxonomy places the organism in Eukaryota, Fungi, Ascomycota, Eurotiomycetes, Eurotiales, Aspergillaceae. The record is from RefSeq and is a predicted model, not a curated record. Gene Ontology annotation, cellular component: transcription repressor complex; nucleus. The coding region runs from base 1 to 3549 and encodes 1182 amino acids. The transcript has 5 exons. Gene Ontology annotation, molecular function: protein binding.